GAAAACACCACCAUUGAUGAUCACCAUCUUCUGUUGUCUCUGGAUCUCCAUCAUGGAAUGGCCACCCUUUUCACCAGACUCGAACCCUAUUGAGUGUUGUUGGAAUUGGAUGAAGGAUAGGAUCGAGAACUGGUAUGGCCUUGAAGAAAAGCCCUCGUACGAGAAGCUACGCCAGUAUGCCAAGGAGGCUUGGGAGGCACUACCGAACGACGACUUGAAGGAACUGUUGGCCUCGAUGGCAGAUCGGUGAUUGCAGCUAAGGG
This is a messenger RNA of Parathielavia appendiculata, 263 nucleotides long. RefSeq lists its product as uncharacterized. The record is from RefSeq and is a predicted model, not a curated record. NCBI's taxonomy places the organism in Eukaryota, Fungi, Ascomycota, Sordariomycetes, Sordariales, Chaetomiaceae. The transcript has a single exon. The coding region runs from base 53 to 250 and encodes 65 amino acids. Gene Ontology annotation, molecular function: nucleic acid binding.